Messenger RNA from Branchiostoma floridae (Florida lancelet), 893 nucleotides. RefSeq names its product lactose-binding lectin l-2-like. The transcript has 2 exons. The record is from RefSeq and is a predicted model, not a curated record. Lineage: Eukaryota; Metazoa; Chordata; Leptocardii; Amphioxiformes; Branchiostomatidae. The coding region runs from base 4 to 684 and encodes 226 amino acids.
AACAUGUUCCAAAUCUAUCUUUCAGAAAUGAGUCCCGCGUCAUGUGACCCUUCAGAGGAAAUGGAGCCAAAAGUUCGCAUUUGUAAAAUCAUAUGGUCUUUGGGACACUUUGGGCUCAUGUGGCCAACUGGCCCAGGGCUGUCAGGACCGCCUGGACAACGUCAAACAUCCACACUGUCAACGAUUGAUGGUUGGGACGUAACCAUUCAACCAUGUGGGCAAGCCUGCAAGCCCUCAACUCUGCCUUGUCCCGAAGGAUAUGAGAAGUCGCGUGGAAUCUGUUACAAGGCAUUCAAGGAAAACAAGUCCUUCAAAGAUUCAGCUGCGACCUGCCAUGAAGACGGCGGUACCCUUGCUAUGCCCCGAGAUGCGGACACCACCGCCUUCUUAGUCUCUCUAUUCUCCCUGUACACACCCGUGACACACGAAACGUUCGCUACUGCCUUCUGGUUUGGCCUGCACGAUCAGCACAGGGAAGGAAUAUUUGAGUGGAUGGAUGGUUCUGGACUUGGAGCGUACAGGCCAUGGUGUCCGGGACAACCAAACAACAUGAAAAUACACGGUAGUGACGAAGAUUGUGUUUCGACCUACCACACCAGCCACUGCAAGUGGAAUGACUUACGUUGCGACCUAAAGCUUCCUUUUGUUUGCCAAGUUACUCCAGGUACAACCAAUGAACAUUAGAGGAUUCCAUAAUGAUUUUUACUUUUAAACUCCUGUGAUUGCAUGUGUUGUAGAUUGUCAGUUUGUUUGGAAAAAGGAUUUAUAGAGUCAAUGGAGAAUGCACACAAGUUGAUGGAAUCUAAUCAAUAAUCACUGCAUAUAUAUAGUUGGAAGAAAGUUUGAUGAAUUUCAUCAUUCAGAUGUGAACUUGACAUAGAAAGCUAAGUCUU